UCAAGGAAGACGAGGGUGGGUUGCUGGUUGGUGCCUGUUGCGGCAGUGCACCAUGGCAGCGAACCAGACUUUGUAUGUGAACAACCUCAACGACAAGAUCAAUGUUGAGACUCUUAAGAAAUCCCUGCGGGAGGUUUUUGCAGCUUUCGGUGGCAUCAUAGACAUCAUUGCCAUGAAGUCGUUGAAACGACGAGGGCAGGCUUGGAUUAUCUUCAAGGAGGUGUCAGCUGCUACCAACUCGCUGAAGUCUUUGCAGGGUUUCCCUUUCUACAACAAGCCAAUGCGCAUUGCGUAUGCCAAGACAAAGUCAGAUGUGGUGGCAAAGGCAGAUGGCACGUAUGUGGAACGACCCAAGAAGAUCGUGAAGCGUGAGGACUUGAGGAAAAAGACCACCAACGUUGCCCAUGCGCCGCCUGAGAUCAAGACAGUCUCAACACCGGCAGCACCUGCGGCAUCCCAGAAGAGCAUCCAGGAUCGAAUUGGUUGGAAUCCAAAUCAGACAUCCACCAAAGCCUCAGGAGGAGGAGGAAAACCAGCUGAGCCCAAUCGCACGCUCUUCGUGGAGAAUCUGCCGCCAGAGGCCACUGACACCAUGCUGUCGAUGCUCUUCAGGCAGUAUCCAGGUUUCCAGGAGGUGCGAUUGAUUCCUGGACGCAAUGUGGCUUUUGCGGACUACCAGAAUGAGUACCAGGCUGGUAUGGCCAUGCAGGGCUUACAGAGCUUCGAGAUGACUCCAGAUGUGAGGUUGCAGCUCUCAUACGCCAGAAAGUGAGGGACGUGAGCGGCCUGCAUGGCAGGAUCAAGGAUGUGCUCCAAGCUAUGAGCGAAUAACCUGGCGGCUGCGGAAGGACGCAGUGCCAACGAUUCGGGCGCUUGCCAUCGUGAAAAAGAUGGGUCCUGGAUGGUCCUGGC
Molecule: messenger RNA, 912 nt
Organism: Cladocopium goreaui
Lineage: Eukaryota; Dinophyceae; Suessiales; Symbiodiniaceae
Source: the annotation of a GenBank genome assembly